Pleuronectes platessa (European plaice) is the source of this 1030-nucleotide messenger RNA. RefSeq names its product secretagogin. The transcript has 11 exons. The record is from RefSeq and is a predicted model, not a curated record. Gene Ontology annotation, molecular function: calcium ion binding. Lineage: Eukaryota; Metazoa; Chordata; Actinopteri; Pleuronectiformes; Pleuronectidae. Gene Ontology annotation, cellular component: nucleus; synapse; cytosol. The coding region runs from base 139 to 1005 and encodes 288 amino acids. Gene Ontology annotation, biological process: regulation of presynaptic cytosolic calcium ion concentration; regulation of long-term synaptic potentiation.
UCAGGAGAGGAGUGAAGAUGAAAUCAGAAUAGAAUUAGUUUGAGUCUUUGUCUCUGACGUGGUUUGGUGGAAGAAUCUCGUCCUCUUGUCUCUGAGUCGUGUCCCCAGUGGCUCGUCCUCUGGACUGGUCUCAGCACCAUGGACCUGGACCAGCUGGACGCUUCAGGCUUCUCACACAUCUGGACGCUUCUGGACGUGGACGAUCACGGUUACAUCGAAGCGACGCAGCUCGACGACUUCUUCCGUCGCGUGUUGGAGAAACUGGGAAAGAAGAGAGAAGAGAUCACUGAGCUCAACAUCCGGCGACUGAGAGAAAGGUUCAUGUCGGCUUCUGACGUCUCAGCCGUCGGACGUCUGCAGAUCCAAGAGGGACUUUCUUUAAGACUUAAUGAGGCCACCUGUGAUGAAGUGAUGUCUUUGCAGCUCGCAGCCAUGAUGCUGCCGGAGGAGGAGAAGUUCCUGCUCCUGUUUCACAGAGAGACGCCGCUGGACGACAGCGUGGAGUUCAUGAGGAUCUGGAGAAACUACGACGUGGACAGCAGCGGCUUCAUCUCAGCCGUCGACCUGAAGGGCUUCCUUCAGGACCUGUUCGUCCAACACAGGAAGUCCGUCCCCGCUGAGAAGCUGGAGGAGUACACUAUCUCAAUGAUGAAGAUGUUUGAUAAGAACCAGGACGGCCGAUUGGAUCUGAACGACCUGGCCAGGAUUUUGGCUCUGAAAGAAAACUUCUUACUGAAGUUUAAGAUGGACGCCUGCAGUCAGGACGACAGGAAGAGGGACUUUGAGAAAAUAUUCUCUCACUACGACGUCAGUAAGACGGGUGAGUUGGAGGGUCCUGAGGUCGAUGGAUUUGUCAAAGACAUGAUGGAGCUGGCGAAGCCAAGCAUCAGUGGCACGGACCUGGACCAGUUCAGGAAAGCUGUGCUCGGCCACUGUGACAUCAACGGAGACGGAAAGAUCCAGAAGAACGAGCUGGCUCUCUGCCUCGGCCUGAAGCUCAGCUAACCUUCACCGCCUGUCCUUCCUCUCC